AUGGGUUUAAGUUCAGCAAGACAUACUUUAUUAGUUGCAAUUAUAAAAGAGCAAAAAAGCAAUUUUAUUCCUUAUCAAGUUGUUAAUAAUCUAAAUGACAAUAAACCCAUUGACAAGGUUAUCACUCAAUUUAAAGAUAUUUUAUUUAGUGAAUCUGAUUCUGAAUUUGAAGCUGAAAUUAAAGUCAAGCAAGAUAAAUUAGAUGCAAUUUUAGUUAAUAAAGAAAAGAAAGAUAAAGAAAUUUCUGAAUUUGAAAUUAAAAACAAUAAAAUUCUUAACUCUGAAUUUGAAUUAAAAGCAGAGAAUUAUAAAAAUGAAGUGCAACUUGUAAUUGAUAAACUUAAAAGAGAUCUUAAUUAUGGAAACACAGCUGUAGUAAUGCCAACAGGUCAAAAAAUUUUAGAUGAAAUAAUUGCUUUAACAAAGGUGACUGCUAACACUGUCUUUAGAUCAGAUCGUCCUAAUUGCAUAAUAGAAACUAGUUAUAAUAGUAAUGGUAAACCUUUUACUCAUUCAUUAUAUUUGGGUUGUGACUUACCUCAACAAUUUAUCAAAAUUUUCAAAGAUUUUGAUAAAGAAAAACUUUUUAAGAUUAUUGAAAGAAAUUUUUCUUUUCUUGGUAAAGCAGAAAGGCUUAAAAGAACCUUUGGAAGGAUGUUUAGUUGA
Messenger RNA from Funneliformis mosseae, 666 nucleotides. The record is from the annotation of a GenBank genome assembly. Lineage: Eukaryota; Fungi; Glomeromycota; Glomeromycetes; Glomerales; Glomeraceae.